AUGCCGAACAACACUUUCUCCUCCUCUCAAGACAGCGGCGUCACUGGCGCCGCCAAAUUCGUGACCUCGACGCUUGGGAACACGGUCGGAGGCGUCUCUCGCACCGUUGGCGGGGUCACAGGCGCCGCUACUCGAGGAAUCGGCGAUACCAUCACGGGUGCUACAGGAAGUGCCGGGAAACCGUUGGGCGAUGGACUGGGAAGUAUUGGAACGGGAGUCGAGGACGGAGCAAACAGGGUUGCGAGAGGGGUGGAGAAUGCUGGACAGUGGAAAAGCUAA
This is a messenger RNA of Aspergillus nomiae NRRL 13137, 279 nucleotides long. RefSeq lists its product as uncharacterized. The transcript has a single exon. The record is from RefSeq and is a predicted model, not a curated record. The coding region runs from base 1 to 279 and encodes 92 amino acids. Lineage: Eukaryota; Fungi; Ascomycota; Eurotiomycetes; Eurotiales; Aspergillaceae.